Molecule: messenger RNA, 1465 nt
Organism: Zerene cesonia (dogface butterfly)
Lineage: Eukaryota; Metazoa; Arthropoda; Insecta; Lepidoptera; Pieridae
Product: iroquois-class homeodomain protein irx-5
Exons: 4
Coding region: 226-1050 (274 amino acids)
Biological process (GO): cell development; muscle organ development; regulation of transcription by RNA polymerase II
Cellular component (GO): nucleus
Molecular function (GO): DNA-binding transcription factor activity, RNA polymerase II-specific; RNA polymerase II cis-regulatory region sequence-specific DNA binding
Source: RefSeq, a predicted model, not a curated record
CGCGCCGUGGCGCUACAAUCGCACACACUCUCCGCCGCCAUUUUCAUACAGACCACGAGCUUUCCCGCAGCCAGAUCAUCAACCAUCCCCCGCAACGACAACGUUACGGGACACGAGUCGUAUCUCAAGCUGCGGUGCCCUUCGCACGUGCUUGGAAACAUUGCAUCCAAAUACCUACUAUUAUAAAUUCUAUUCAAUUACUGGUGGAAGUGACUUGUUUCGCCGAUGACGCUUAUUCAAAACGAAGAAGACGGACGUGCUGAAAACAUGGACGGACCAGCGCGGGAGGAUCGCGGAAAGUCCUUGAGGCCAGUGAGGAACAGGCGAUAUACACGACGAUGUUUUGUAUCGGGUCAGCGUCCCCAAAAAAGACUUUUCACACCAGAAAUCAAACGAUAUUUGAAAGACUGGCUCGUAAGACGCAGAGAUAACCCAUACCCCAACCGAGAAGAAAAGAAGCUCUUAUCCAGAGAAACAGGACUCACAUAUAUUCAAAUAUGCAAUUGGUUCGCAAACUGGCGAAGAAAGUUAAAAAAUGUAAAUGCUGAUCGCAAUCAGUUGACUUGGGGUCAUCUCAUUCGCACUUACAAUGAUCGAGCACAAGGCAAUGUUGAACAAUUUAGUAUCUGUUCAGAUGAUAGCAUUUGGAGUGAGCCAGGAGAUAGGAAUAGUCCACGUGAUACAGAUAGAUUUGAAAGCAGUCCGGAUGCAAAAUCUGAGUAUAAAAAUGAUGAAACAGACGGGUCAAUUGGCUCUCUAGACCAGAACGAGAGUUUUAACAAUAACUGUAAUGAAGUCGACCUCACCAUUUCAAACUGUGAUGAUGCCAAAACGACAACUAGCCCAGUCCUUUUGAGCAAAUGGUUGGAGAGCGCUGCGCGAUUUCAACCAAGUGAAACUAAUUAUUCGUGGUGGGCGGAAGGAAGACGAAAAAAGCCGGAAUUCAAAGUGCAACGGGGCUCAAUGAAUACACUUCGACAUGACAGGGACGAAGUAGAAGCAGCAGUUGCCCUAACCACUUUAGCCGCCAGCCGCAUUACUGCUUUAUAACUUUGCAUUUUAAUUCCUUUCAUACAUAAUUAUUUGUACUUAUGUUUAUUUUAAUGAACGAGUUUUUCAUUUAAAUAAUAAGGUUGAUUAUAGCAUUAAUUUAAAGAUUGCUCAAUGGAAAUUAAUAUAAUUUGAUGCCCUACUAUUAUUUCUUAUCAUUAAGUUAAUGUAGUAAUCCUUGUAGAAUUAAACAAAGCAAGUGAUCAUGUAGAUAUAUUAUUAUCGUAGAUACCAACCUUCUAAUAAGCUAGGUAAGUGCUGCCUACAAGGAACGCUAUUAUUUUGAUCUCUUUUAGACUGGCUAUAUCAUAACCAAAGAUUGUUUUUUAUAAUAAAAAUGUACACAUCUAUGUUUUUUUUUUUUUUUGUUAUUUUACCCACCACCGUUGCUGGUUAUUAAGUCGCUGCAAACCUA